Molecule: messenger RNA, 1578 nt
Organism: Penicillium soppii
Lineage: Eukaryota; Fungi; Ascomycota; Eurotiomycetes; Eurotiales; Aspergillaceae
Product: translation initiation factor eIF2B subunit delta
Exons: 2
Coding region: 1-1578 (525 amino acids)
Source: RefSeq, a predicted model, not a curated record
AUGGCGGACCCGAUCGAACAAGCGCCCGUCGCGCAAAUCUCAGCUCCUAAAUCUCAGGAGCCUCAACCCACCGAAGCCCCUCAAACACUCCCUAUCCGCGACUCCAAACCCAAACCCACCGAAAAAGAUGCGCCCGCAUCUGCCGACGCAGAAAAGCCACUCACACCGGCAGAAUUGAAAAAGAAGGCCAAGGCCGAGAAGGCCGCUCGACGCGCCCGCGAGAGGAGCGAAAAGGAAGGAGGUGCCCCCGGCGGUGCAGCUCCUGGCCCUGGAGCAGGCCAGGCUCGCCCUGCAACUACGCCGAAGAAGGACACUGCUGCUGCUGGUGCUGCACAGAAGGGACAGAAGACGCCAACUGCGCGCCGGGGCUCCGUGGCUCUCGCGCAGACUGGAUCCGCGCUAGUGGAGCAGAAGAAAAAGAGGGACGAUAAGAAGGUCGCUGUGUUCGGUCAUUUGUACGGCCAGCAACGCCGUACCACCAUCGCCGGUGGCGGCAAAGAAGUACACCCUGCCGUUCUGGCCUUGGGGUUGCAGCUGAGGGACUACGUGGUUUGUGGCAGCAGUGCGCGCUGCGUGUCGACCAUGAUUGCGUUCAAACGAGUCAUUGAAACCUACACAACCCCCCUAGGCACAUCUCUCGCCCGCCACCUGACAACCCACCUCUCGCACCAAAUUAGCUACCUAUCGACCUGCCGCCCCCUCUCCAUCAGUCAGGGCAACGCUAUCCGAGCCCUCAAAUUGGUCAUUGCCUCCGUCGACCCCUCAACCCCCGAGUCCUCAGCGAAGGCCACCCUCUGUGAAUUCAUCGACAGCUUCAUCCGCGAAAAGAUUACCGUCGCCGAUCAAGUCAUCGCCGAAAGCGCCGCCCAGAAAAUCCAAGAUGGCGACGUAAUCGUCACCUUUGCUGGCUCCAGCAUCGUCAAGGAAACCCUCAUUCUCGCACACGACCAAGGCAAGCGCUUCCGGGUCUCAGUGAUCGACUCCCGACCCCUCUUCGAGGGCAAAAGCCUCGCCAGAGCCCUCGUCAACGCAGGCCUCGAAGUCCAAUACUCCCUCGUCCACGCAACAACCCACGCCAUCAAAGAUGCAACAAAGGUCUUCCUGGGCGCCCACGCAAUGACCUCCAACGGCGGCUUAUACUCGCGCGUCGGAACUGCCCUUGUCGCCAUGUCCGCGAAGGAACGCGCUAGCGGCGUCGAAAUCCCCGUCAUUGUUUGCUGCGAGACUGUCAAAUUCACCGACCGCGUGGCCCUCGACAGUAUCGUCGUUAACGAAAUCGCCGACGCGGACGAGCUCGUCGUCAACCCUAGCCCGGAUCAGAUCACCGGUCUUCCUGAUACAGAGGAUCUGCCUGUGCCGGACCCCAAGAAGGGGAAGAGUACUGCUGAGCCGCCUGCUUAUUCCAACGGCACGACUAAAUCCCCGCUUACGAACUGGAAGACUACCCCCAACUUGCAGCUGCUCAAUAUCAUGUAUGAUGUUACACCAGCAGAGUAUGUUGAUAUGGUUAUUACCGAGAUGGGUAGUCUGCCGUCUAGUGCUGUGCCCAUUGUGCACCGCAUGGUUACGAAUCUGUGA